Macrosiphum euphorbiae (potato aphid) is the source of this 246-nucleotide messenger RNA. NCBI's taxonomy places the organism in Eukaryota, Metazoa, Arthropoda, Insecta, Hemiptera, Aphididae. The record is from the annotation of a GenBank genome assembly.
AUGCUUCCUACUAUAUAUGGACACAAGAUAUUUACUUUUAUGUCGAAUCCCAUAAGUAAUCCCAAGUAUAUGGAAAAUAUAUACCUCAACGGACCAGCUAUCCUGUUGACUGGUUCGAACAUCGUUGAUCCAUUUUUCUUCGUAAGCGGUUUCAUCAUGUAUACAAACCUUUCUCGAGAAUUUCGAAAAUCAAAGAAUGAAUCAGUUUGGAAGACACUCUAUCGAUGCCAAUCAUCCAGCGAAUAA